Molecule: messenger RNA, 1042 nt
Organism: Helianthus annuus (common sunflower)
Lineage: Eukaryota; Viridiplantae; Streptophyta; Magnoliopsida; Asterales; Asteraceae
Product: phosphopantothenoylcysteine decarboxylase subunit VHS3
Exons: 3
Coding region: 329-844 (171 amino acids)
Source: RefSeq, a predicted model, not a curated record
GGAUGUGACAAAAUAUUUCGAAAAUUUGAAUUUCAUCUCGGGAGACGUGGAAGUGAUUUUCAAAAUUCAAAUCCAUGAUCCAGAAAAAUAAAAUAAAUUUAAAAUUUCAACAUUCAGCCCCCAACUUAUCCACAACUUUACAAUUCACACCCCACAAAACCCUAGAGCAUUCAAUACCCCAAACAAACAAAACCCCUCUCGAACCCUAAUUCCUUCGAUUCACAAUCUCUAUUUACUCUCUCACUGCUUUCAUUCUCCUUAUUCAACCAGUGGCUCUUUCAAUUGAGUUUUGAGUACGCUGUUAACAUAAUUUUUGUCAGAUUUUGCAAUGGAAGUAAUGAAAUCUUUCAGUUCUGAUUUGGGGGUUUCCAGGAAGACAAUGGCUGCUUUUUCUGAAUUUCUUGUGGCUGCUCGUGUUUCUCUUGCUUGUGCCGUCAUGAUGACUGGAUUUCUGCUUCAGGGCGAACACACGUUGCAGACGUUAAUUGGGAAUGAUCAACGGUUUCCAAUUUAUGAGCUUAACAAGAAGAGCAAAACUGAACCUGAAGCCAAAGACGGUAGUGACACAGAGGAUGACGACGACGAUGACGAAGCAGAGGAGCCAGAAGACGAUGACGCUGGAGACGAAGAUUUCUCGGGUGAUGAAAAGGAAGAAGAAGAUGACGAUGAAGGAGACGCCGAUGAGCCUGAGGCAAAUGGCAAUCAAGGUAGUGACGAUGAUGAUGAUGACGAGGAUGGUGACGAGGAUGAUGAUGAGGACGGUGACGAGGAUGAUGACGAGGAUGAAGAGGAAGAAGAAGAUGAUGACGAGGAAGAAGAACCACCGGCGAAGAAGAGAAAAUGAAGAUGAUUUGUUUAAAUGAGAGGUUUUUAUAUUUUCGUCAGGCGUUUUAUUAUUAAGUAUGUAGUAGGGAGGAUUAUAACGUUUUAGUCUGGUUUUGUGCGUUUUCGAUUGUAGGGAUAUGAAACGUCUAAACCUUUGUUUGCAAUGGUUAUUGUGUUUUCUCUAUACCUUGAUGCAAAUAUGAGGUGGGUUUGAUUC